AUGUCAAUUUUACCGUCUACUAAUAACUUAACAAAAGAAGUUCUGUCGUUUCGUAAUGAUGCGUUUUAUAAUUUAGUCGAACAGCAAUGUGGUACUGUUGUUCUUGAAAUUAUGCAAGCACAAGAUAUCUCAUCUGUUGAUUGUCUUCUUGAUAUUAAUAAUAUAUUUAAUUUUCUGGAGCUUGACUCAGAUGAAUUGAUUCCGUUAAAAAGAAAAGCUGGAAUCUUACUCAAUGAUGGUCGUUUUGUUGUAAAAAAAGGAAUUAUGCACAAAGUUGAAACAUUUCUCCAUACUCUUCAUCACCUUAAUCAUCAAAAUACGACUUCUUGCGAUAAUUUGAACAACUCUUCUGAUUUGAUUAUUUCUGAACAAUUAUUACAAAAACUUCCGUUUAUUCGAACACUUAUCAUUUAUUCAAAUCUAAUUUGCAAUAGCAAGAUUGAUUUCACAUUUUUAAAUGUUAUUUUAAAUAAUAUGAUCAGAAAUUUUAUUACCGAAGAGAGAGGAUAUCGUUAUGAUACUAUUGUUCGACAAUUUGCGUCCUGUUUAUAUAUUCUUGGUGGUCGUACAGCUUAUGAAUUCGUUCGUUUAAACAUUCCGGGAUUUCUUCCAAGUGUACAGAUCAUCCAAUCGUAUAUUGGUACAUCAGAAAAUCAUCUAGCCGAAGGAUUAUUCAAUUAUAUAGGUGCUUGUGAUUAUCUUAAUAUCAACCAGUCAACGUUAGGUUUUUGUGCCGAAGAUUCUACUGCAGUUGUUCCCAAAAUUACAUAUGAUACUACAUCAAAUACGUUUAUCGGUUUCUCGCUUCCUCUUGACGACAAUGGGGUGCCCAUAAUCGAUUCAUAUUCGACAGACUCGUUUACUCGUCUUGAGCAAUGGUGUUCUGAUCUACCACUAGCAAAAUCACUCAGCGCUUGUCUUGUUCAGCCACUUUCUACCUCGGUUAACAACAUCUCGCCGUAUCCUCUUGCAGCGUACGGAACAGAUAGUACAUUUAAAUCAUCAGAUGUUAUUCUACGUUGGCGCCAUAUUUAUGAACAAUUCAAAGCUAAAGGUAUUCGUAUAGUCGGCUUUUCAACAGACUGUGAUAGUCUCUAUUUACAUGCUAUGAGAAUAUCUCUUGGUUUUUUUGGUAUGUUCACGUAUGAUGAUCAUCCAGAUUUACUUGCAAUUGAUCUUCCAACUAACUGGUCAUGGUUUUUUAUGCAACACGAGCAGUUAUAUGUAUGCAUACAGGAUCCAAUUCAUAUAUGUACAAAACUUCGUAACAGGCUUCUUUCAAAAACAGCAGCACUUCUUUUAGGAAAUCAAUUAAUCAAUAUUGAACCACUUCUUUACAUAAUUGAAAACUUUUCUAAAUUCGAUCAUGCACUUGUUCUAUCUGACAUUGAUCCUAAGGAUCGCCAGAAUUUCAAAUCUUGCACAAAGAUUUCAAACGACAACGUUUUAAUCUUACUUGAACAAGUUCCAAAUGCUAUCGGUAUUAGUAUAUAUCUUAAGGUAGGCAAAAGAAACAAUUUUUAA
Molecule: messenger RNA, 1524 nt
Organism: Rotaria sp. Silwood2
Lineage: Eukaryota; Metazoa; Rotifera; Eurotatoria; Philodinida; Philodinidae
Source: the annotation of a GenBank genome assembly